AUGAUCAUUCUUUGCAUAGUCUCUAUCUUGGUUUGCUUACCAGUGGAUGGAAUGUUGCCUCCUGGGGAUGUUUCUGGCAAUGAGAGCGACGUUCCUGGCAGUGAGAGCGAUGAUGCUUCGUCAGUCCCGAACAAUCUCCACGAUAAUGAGGUUAUCCCAACUUUGUAUGUUUCAAGAGACGAAAUAGAGAAAAACUCACCAUCAAGACGAGAUGGUAUCGAUUUGAAACUGGAAAAUCGCCUGCGCAUAUCUUACUGUACAUUUCUGACGCAUCUCGGGGAGAAAUUGAAAACUUCCCAGGCCACUAUAGACACUGCUAUAGUACUCUGUCACCGAUUCUUCCUUGGUCAAUCACACGCAAAGAAUGACAGAAGGACAAUCGCAACAGCCUGCAUGAUCCUUGCUGGGAAGGUUGACGAAGUUCCACAGGCUUUAGAAGACGUUAUCGUUGCCUCUUAUGAGAUAAUGCACAAGAAGGAGCUUGAUGCUUCUCAGAGAAAGGAAGUAUGUGAGCAACAGAAAGAGAUUGUAUUAAGUGGAGAGAAGCUUGUUCUUUCUACAUUAAAUUUUGACCUCAUGGUUUAUCUCCCUUAUAAACAUCUUCUAGAAGCAAUUAAGAAAUAUAUUGUUGAAGAGGAUAAGACCAAAUUCACACAAGUUGCAUGGACUCUUCUCAACGACAGUUUCCGGACGACACUCUGCUUGCAGUAUGAGCCUCAUCACAUAGCGUCAGGUGUGUUUUUCCAUACCACUGAUCUCCUCGGAACGGACUUGCAAUCACAUGGAGAGGGCAUGUGUCAAGAGUUUAAUACAACAUCUUGUCAAAUAAAGGAUAUUAUUGGACAAAUUAGGGAGCUUUAUGUGGAAAAGCCUGUUCCUGGACGCGAAGCCGAAAGAAGUAACGGUGGAGACAUGGUUGAUCAACCUGUCUCGAGAGAUAUGGCUUCCACAGAUGACUGUUCUAGUUCUGAUAUUGAAGGAGGCUCAGCGACAGUCAAUCUAAGCCAGAGUGAUGAUCAUUCAAUCUGCGAUAUGUCUAGGCCUGAAGGAAUUGCAAAGGACAACGCAGAAAGUGAAGCUGAAGAGAACCGAGACGACCAUUCUGUUCCUAAUAUGACUGAUGAGGCAAGUGAUGGUGAUGUUGGGGUCAGUCGAUUGGAGAAAGACUUGCAAAUCCCUCCAGAGGAGGAGGUGAAGGCUAACGCAGAGAAAGAUGAGAAGCCAUCUGACAAAGGUAUAGAGAAAAGGGAUUUAAAUGAUGAGAAUGAUUUGAGGGAAAGAGAAGUAGAAGAUGUGGAAGAAGUGGAGAUUGUAGAUGCAAACCAGUCAGGCGUUGAGGGUGAACUGAUGGCUGAUGAUCCUCUGAUGAAUGACAAUGAUUUGGAGGAGAUGGACCAUGAAGAUGGUGACGUAGAGAUGGUGACAGUGAAGAUAGUGUAG
Molecule: messenger RNA, 1440 nt
Organism: Microthlaspi erraticum
Lineage: Eukaryota; Viridiplantae; Streptophyta; Magnoliopsida; Brassicales; Brassicaceae
Source: the annotation of a GenBank genome assembly